Bufo gargarizans (Asiatic toad) is the source of this 1920-nucleotide messenger RNA. RefSeq names its product hydroxyacyl-CoA dehydrogenase trifunctional multienzyme complex subunit beta (gene HADHB). The record is from RefSeq and is a predicted model, not a curated record. The coding region runs from base 104 to 1516 and encodes 470 amino acids. Gene Ontology annotation, biological process: fatty acid beta-oxidation. Lineage: Eukaryota; Metazoa; Chordata; Amphibia; Anura; Bufonidae. The transcript is spliced from 16 exons. Gene Ontology annotation, molecular function: acyltransferase activity, transferring groups other than amino-acyl groups.
GACUGAAUGCCGUCACGGACCGCUGCCAGAGUCCGGGUGACUAAGGAGAGCGGCGGAGACGUGAGGAGACCGGCGACACCACGUGACGAGGAGCGGAUUCAGAAUGGCCUUCAUCUUGAGAGAAAGUGCCCGGUGGAUGCCCGCCACGUCCAGACUAGCCAUCAGAUCGAUCAGCUGCUCCUCUGCGCUCCAGUCUCCAGCCGUCCAGACUAAGACUAAGAAGACCCUCGCCAAGCCAGGUGUGAAGAACGUAGUGGUGGUGGAUGGCGUCCGCACCCCAUUCCUGCUCUCAGGAACGACAUACGCGGAUUUGAUGCCGCAUGACCUGGCCAGGACAGCGUUACAGGGUCUGCUGAACCGGACGAACAUCCCCCGCGAGGUGGUGGAUUACAUUGUGUACGGCACCGUCAUCCAGGAGGUGAAGACCAGCAAUGUGGCUCGGGAGGCUGCGCUCGGCGCCGGAUUCUCAGAUAGAACCCCGGCUCACACAGUCACCAUGGCCUGCAUCUCCUCAAACCAGGCUAUGACUACAGCUUUCGGUCUGAUCGCCUCAGGUCAGUGUGACGUGGUGGUGGCCGGCGGCGUGGAGUUCAUGUCCGACGUCCCCAUUCGUCACAGCAGGAAGAUGAGGAAGACCAUGCUGAGCCUCAACAAGGCCAAGAGCCUGGGGCAGAGGCUGUCCGUCAUAUCCAGGAUCCGGCCCGACUACUUUGCCCCAGAGCUCCCGGCAGUGGCUGAAUUUUCUACCAGCGAGACGAUGGGGCACUCCGCAGACAGACUGGCAGCCGCCUUCGCCGUGUCUCGCGUGGAACAAGAUGAAUACGCCCUGCGCUCUCACACCCUGGCCAAGAAGGCACAAGAUGCCGGGCACCUGUCAGAUGUCCUCUCGUAUAAAGUGCCAGGUAAAGACACCAUAGAUAAAGACAAUGGCAUCCGCCCGUCCUCCAUGGAUCAGCUGGCGAAGCUGAAGCCGGCGUUCGUCAAACCUUUUGGCACAGUCACCGCCGCCAACUCCUCGUUUUUGACUGACGGAGCCUCGGCAGUGCUAAUCAUGUCCGAGGAGAAGGCCCUGGCCCUGGGCUACAAGCCUAAAGCCUACCUGCGGGACUUUGUGUAUGUGUCACAGGACCCAAAAGAUCAGCUCCUGCUGGGCCCGACCUACGCUACACCCAAGGUGCUGGAGAAGGCUGGCCUCACCCUGGCUGACAUUGACGUCUUUGAGUUCCAUGAAGCCUUUGCUGGCCAGAUCCUCGCCAAUCUGAAAGCAAUGGAGUCCGACUGGUUCGCACAGAACUACAUGGGACGAAAGACAAAGGUUGGUGCUCCCGCCCUGGACAAGUUUAACACUUGGGGCGGCUCGCUGUCAUUGGGGCACCCGUUUGGAGCCACAGGCUGCCGCCUGGUUAUGGCUGCCGCCCACCGGCUGAAGAAGGAAGGAGGACAGUACGGACUGGUGGCGGCGUGUGCAGCGGGAGGACAGGGCCAUGGGAUGAUCGUCGAGGCUUAUCCCCAGUAACGCGACCCUCCGUAACGGUCUCAUCGGAAACGCCAGAGCUAUGCACUAUUAACAAUGAAUGUCUCCUGCCCAUUUUGCAGCACUGUAAAUAAUUUCUUAGUUGCCUUGUAUGCAGAUGUGGUAACAAGCGAGUGGUUUGUGCUGUGCACACGGCUCAUCCCUCUGGCUCUUUUGGUAAUUACUGCACUUGGGGUUCAGCAGGGGCCCAUGGCGGUUCCCUGCUUUCUUAGUGAGGACACGGCACUUAGGGGUGUGCAGACCAUGAACUAGCUGAGGCUUUCAGGGGUUGUCAAAAGAAAACCAGAAAAACCACUUCAGUGACUGAGAGGUAAAGUCUGAGAAAGUGUAGAGAAGCCAAAUUUUACAAGAAUUAAUACAAAAAAAAUAAAAUGUAAAAAAAUAAA